AUGAAGCGUCAUGCUAUACGAAGAAAGCGUGGAUGGAAAUUCUUGAAGAAGGCCGAUGCGAUAUCUGUGCAACAUAAUCGGGUCAAAGAUCGCCUAAUGGAUGAGGUGUUGAAAACACUGGCUUUAUACCGAAAAGAGAACUACCAUCCAUCGGCGUUUCGUGCGCCGAAAGAAAUUCGUGAAGCUGAGGAAGGCUUUGAGCGGGCUCAGCGAAAGUGGAAAAAACUGUACGAGAAACUCGAAGCGAGCAAAAAAGCCUAUUAUAGUGCGUGUCGUCAGGAAAAGUCCGCUUUAGUGAAUCUAAGCAAUAGCCAGGCCGAUUCGUCGCUGUCGCAGGAUGGCGCACAGAAAUUUCGCGAUCGUCUGGAAAAGUGCCGGGAAGAGGUGCAAAAAUGUAAAUCUGCCUAUGAAAAGAAUAUAGCGGAAAUCACACAGUAC
Molecule: messenger RNA, 438 nt
Organism: Ostertagia ostertagi
Lineage: Eukaryota; Metazoa; Nematoda; Chromadorea; Rhabditida; Trichostrongylidae
Source: the annotation of a GenBank genome assembly